Paramecium tetraurelia is the source of this 1320-nucleotide messenger RNA. RefSeq lists its product as uncharacterized. NCBI's taxonomy places the organism in Eukaryota, Ciliophora, Oligohymenophorea, Peniculida, Parameciidae. The record is from RefSeq and is a predicted model, not a curated record. The transcript has 3 exons.
AUGCAAAACUAAGCAACUAUGACAGAUAUAAACGAGGAAGACAUCAGAAGGCUGGAUUAGCACAUUACUAGAAAUCAAAAUAUCAUAAUGGCUUGUAUAAGGGUUCUAAAGAUGGAGGAACUAAGAAGAACAAAUGAAGACAAUUAACGUUUGAUGAGCUUCAUGCGAUCACAUUUAUAUUUUAAAGGAAACUCAUCCUUAGAUUAUUUAUGGGAAUGUUGCUAACUCAUGAAAUUCGAAUAAUUAAAAAAAAAUCAAAUUCUCUACUUGAGAGGAAGAGAGAAUCAAGAAUAAUUAAUAAUAUUAUUAACUGGUGAAAUCAGUGUCUAGUCUAAUGAAUAGGAAUUGCUGUGUACAAAACAUUUUGGGUCGAAUUUGAUAGUAUUUGGGAAUGAUUCAAGCCCAAACCUGAUGGUUAAGACCAAAUCAGUAUGUAAAGCAGCCGUCAUUUCCAAGUUGGACUUUAAAAUCAAUAUGUUAACAUGUGAGAUUUCCAAAAUAAAUGGUUUACUCUAACAGAUAUAUGCAUUCCACUUGUUUAAGACUUUGCCAUUUACCACAGUUCGGUAAUUCUACCUCAACAGCUUUAUCUAACACCUUUGUUGCUAAGAUAUAUUGUAUAGCUAAAAUUAAAAGGCAUCACAAGUGUUUUUAGUCAUGAGUGGGAUCUUUGAGUUGCGAGAAACAACGGAAACCAAUACAAAAUCUCUCAACAUUUAUACACCUGGACAAUUGUUAGGGGAUUUUGAAUGUGUUAAUUUCUACUAAACUAGAAAGUCCCAGGCUCUGUGUAUCAGCGAUGAAGGAUCAGUCUUAGUAUUUGAAGGAGUUUAUUUUUUGAAUUAGAUUGUACCGUAAAUUAAUAAGAAGUUUGUGGCGAAGAGAAUAAACGAUGUUAAAUAGACACAAAAAAGUAUAUAGAUGAAAAAGACAUUGUAGAGAAUAUUUCCAGAACAACCAGUUGAAUAAUCACUGUAAUCAUAAUACUAGCUCAAUUAAACAAGUACCAAGCACUUUCGAUUUGCUAAGUUGGCAAAUCCUAGAUUUUUUAAGUUGAGACAGACUCCAGAAAAAUAAAUGACUCAAUAAUAAAACAGUCUAAGCAUUAAUAGAUCUUAAUAAUAAUUACUCACAACAAAUAGUCAUAAUAAAAUAUCAAUAGUAUCAUUUUCUACGAAAUAGGAACUGUUUUAAGGAAACAUCAAAGGAAGAUUAUUAAGGAAUGAAUUACUAAAUAAGUUUAUCAAUUAAUAAUCUGAAUAUCAAGAUGUUGUGUAAAAGCUAAGGAGAACCCAAUCAUAAUUGGGUAUGAAUAAAUGA